Molecule: messenger RNA, 4042 nt
Organism: Corylus avellana
Lineage: Eukaryota; Viridiplantae; Streptophyta; Magnoliopsida; Fagales; Betulaceae
Product: serine/threonine-protein phosphatase BSL3
Biological process (GO): brassinosteroid mediated signaling pathway
Molecular function (GO): protein binding; phosphoprotein phosphatase activity
Source: RefSeq, a predicted model, not a curated record
GAGAGGGGGAGCGAUUGGUAGAGAGAGAAAGUGAGAGAGGGAAAGGGAUUGGUAUUUUUAUUUUUCUCACUUUGAUGCGUUUGUUGGGCCUAUGAGAUUUUCUCCAUCACCCGUUUUCAUUUCCUCGAGGUUCCUUCGGAGAGAGCGAAAGAGGAAGCCAAGAUAGUUUUCUUUUUUUUUUUUUUUUGGUUCUUUGAUUGGAACUUGCUUGGAAAAUUUGCGUGGUUUUCCUGAAUUCAAGAAUCGAGGAUCUGAGCUAGGGUUUCGGUUGUGAUAAUUCUCCGAGUUGAGGGGGGAUCGUUCGAGGUGGGGGGCUUUGAUUUCACGAGUGGAUCAAAAUGGUGAUUAGGAAUGCGAAUUUGCGGAAAUUCUAGCUCCGAUCUCGAAGGUAGGGCUCGAAUCGAGGAUUGAAGCAAUGGAUGUGGAUUCGUCGUCCAUGGUGCCGGAGACCGAUCACGAUCCGGGGGUGCAGAACCACAAUACGGCGUCGUCUCCCGCUGCAAUGGAGAGAGAGCAGCUAGCGGAGGCAUCGCCGGCUCAGUCUCCGUCGCAACCAUCUCCGCCACAGCAGCAGCAGCAGCAGCAGCAGCAAACGGUGUCGCAAGUGCAACAGAACCCGGUGGUUGGGCCGAGGCACGCGCCGACCUACUCGGUGGUGAAUGCGGUUAUAGAGAAGAAGGAGGAUGGGCCGGGCCCAAGGUGUGGCCACACGCUCACGGCGGUUGCGGCGGUCGGGGAGGAGGGCACGCCUGGGUACAUUGGUCCCAGGCUGAUUUUGUUUGGAGGUGCCACGGCGCUCGAGGGAAAUUCCGCGGCUACGGGGACUCCUUCGUCAGCUGGAAGCGCUGGCAUCCGACUAGCGGGUGCUACAGCUGAUGUGCACUGUUAUGAUGUUUUGACAAAAAAAUGGUCUAGGAUCACUCCCUUUGGAGAACCACCCACACCGAGGGCUGCUCAUGUGGCCACUGCUGUGGGAACUAUGGUAGUUAUUCAGGGUGGAAUUGGUCCAGCUGGUUUGUCUGCUGAGGAUCUUCAUGUUCUUGACCUCACACAGCAACGUCCACGAUGGCAUAGAGUUGUUGUUCAAGGCCCUGGGCCUGGGGCACGUUAUGGACAUGUGAUGGCUUUGGUGGGGCAAAGGUAUCUAAUGGCAAUUGGUGGGAAUGAUGGGAAACGGCCUUUGGCUGAUGUAUGGGCCCUGGACACAGCUGCCAAGCCUUAUGAAUGGCGCAAGUUGGAACCAGAAGGGGAGGGUCCGCCUCCAUGCAUGUAUGCAACUGCAAGUGCACGCUCAGAUGGUCUUCUUCUGCUUUGUGGAGGGAGGGACGCGAACAGUGUGCCACUAGCAAGUGCAUAUGGACUUGCUAAACAUAGGGAUGGUCGGUGGGAGUGGGCAAUUGCCCCUGGUGUAUCACCAUCUCCGAGAUAUCAACAUGCAGCAGUCUUUGUUAACGCACGGCUUCAUGUGUCUGGAGGGGCACUUGGUGGGGGGCGCAUGGUAGAAGACUCAUCAAGUGUUGCAGUGUUGGAUACUGCAGCAGGCGUUUGGUGUGAUACAAAAUCUGUUGUUACUACUCCUAGAACAGGCAGAUAUAGUGCUGAUGCUGCUGGUGGAGAUGCUGCAGUCGAAUUGACAAGGCGUUGCAGGCAUGCAGCAGCUGCAGUUGGUGACUUAAUAUUUAUUUAUGGUGGUUUACGUGGUGGUGUGUUGCUUGAUGACCUACUUGUUGCUGAAGAUCUAGCUGCUGCUGAAACAACAAGUGCUGCCUCACAUGCUGCGGCUGCGGCUGCUGCAUCUAAUCAAGCAGGUCGGUUACCUGGAAGGUAUGGAUUAAUUGAUGAAAGGACAAGGCAAGCAAUGCCUGAAGCAGCUCCUGAUGGUGCAGUUGUGCUGGGAAAUCCAGUUGCUCCCCCUAUAAAUGGUGACAUGUAUACUGAUAUAAGCACAGAAAAUGCCAUGCUCCAGGGAACACGGAGACUGAGCAAAGGUGUUGAGUAUUUAGUUGAAGCAUCAGCAGCAGAAGCAGAGGCUAUCAGUGCCACGUUAGCUGCUGCCAAGGCACGGCAAGUUAAUGGAGAAGUUGAACUGCCUGACAGAGAUCGUGGGGCAGAGGCUACCCCUAGUGGGAAACAGAUAUCUACCUUAAUCAAGCCUGAUUCUGCUGGGCCAAAUAGUAUUGGUCCAGCUGGUGUUCGACUGCAUCACAGAGCUGUUGUUGUAGCUGCAGAGACUGGUGGAGCUUUAGGUGGUAUGGUCAGACAGCUUUCAAUUGAUCAGUUUGAAAAUGAAGGCAGGCGGGUCAGUUACGGGACCCCAGAGACUGCUACUGCUGCUAGAAAACUAUUAGAUCGACAAAUGUCCAUCAGUAGUGUGCCCAAGAAGGUCAUAGCGCAUCUUCUAAAGCCUCGUGGAUGGAAGCCUCCAGUUCGCCGGCAAUUUUUUUUAGAUUGCAAUGAAAUUGCUGAUCUUUGUGACAGUGCUGAGCGGAUAUUUUCAAGCGAACCAAGUGUCUUACAGCUUAAAGCUCCCAUCAAGAUAUUUGGUGAUUUGCACGGGCAAUUUGGGGAUCUCAUGCGCCUUUUUGAUGAGUAUGGAGCACCUUCAACUGCUGGGGAUAUUGCAUAUAUCGAUUAUCUCUUCUUAGGAGAUUAUGUUGACCGAGGCCAGCACAGCCUGGAAACCAUUACUCUCCUGCUUGCUUUAAAGGUGGAAUAUCCCCUAAAUGUACAUUUAAUUCGUGGGAAUCAUGAAGCUGCAGAUAUUAAUGCACUUUUUGGCUUCCGGAUUGAGUGCAUUGAGCGUAUGGGUGAGAGAGAUGGAAUAUGGGCAUGGCAUCGGAUCAACCGAUUGUUCAAUUGGCUUCCUCUGGCAGCUUUAAUUGAAAAGAAAAUCAUCUGUAUGCAUGGUGGUAUUGGUCGAUCUAUAAAUCAUGUGGAACAGAUUGAGAAUCUUCAGCGUCCAAUUACAAUGGAAGCAGGCUCAAUCGUGCUUAUGGAUUUAUUGUGGUCUGACCCAACAGAAAAUGACAGCGUAGAAGGAUUGCGGCCUAAUGCUAGAGGUCCAGGGUUAGUUACGUUCGGGCCCGACCGUGUCAUGGAAUUCUGCAACAACAAUGAUCUUCAGUUGAUUGUACGAGCACAUGAAUGUGUAAUGGAUGGGUUUGAGCGCUUUGCCCAGGGACAUUUGAUUACACUUUUCUCGGCCACCAACUACUGUGGUACUGCAAAUAAUGCAGGAGCAAUCUUGGUUUUGGGUAGGGAUCUGGUGGUGGUUCCAAAACUUAUUCAUCCCUUUCCACCAGCAAUUUCAUCGCCAGAAGGAUCACCAGAACGUCAUAUAGAGGAUACAUGGAUGCAGGAGCUGAAUGCUAACAGACCUCCAACCCCAACUAGAGGCCGUCCUCAAGUAGCAAAUGAUCGAGGCUCUCUUGCGUGGAUAUAGUAUAUUGGUCGGAAUCGUUUCCCUGUAUUCAUGAAAGGCACAUAUUGUCAGCUGGGGUUACUUUUCUGUAUGGCGAAUGAUGCCAUAUACAGGGGAUUCCUGUAUUUGUCAUAUGGUUCCCUGAUGAAAAUUGGAAAUUUUGGGUUCUCACUGCUCAAUUGGAAGCAGUUGAGGAAGAUGGGGGGGUUUGGAGAAGCAGGUUGCAGGCGGCGGAUAGGUUUUGUUUGAUGUGCCAAGAGUUACAAUUUCGGGUCUGCUCACCGUUGUAAAUUGAGCUACGGGCAGGUAGAAAUCAGUUCUUUGUUGUUUCUUCCUAUGGGUUGGUAGUGAUUGGUAUUUUUCACAUUAAUUAUAUAUUUUUUAUUCCUUGUUUUAGGCCUAUUAUUUUUUCUCUUUUUGAGAGGACAUGAGGUCUUUUAUAUGUGAUUGUGAGAUAUAUAUAAUCUUUGUGGGCGUCCAUGUAUCAUAGAGGUGUUGCUUUGUGUAAUUUUCAUCUCUUUUCUGUACAAUGUAACUUGUGUGUGAGGAUAACAAACGUUUUUGCCCGACACAUGAAGAAAUACGUGAAGUUUUGGCAAUAGAAUGUUUUAUUUUGAUUUA